This is a messenger RNA of Rhinichthys klamathensis goyatoka, 4762 nucleotides long. It is a transcript of the gene kcnc1a, whose product is annotated as potassium voltage-gated channel, Shaw-related subfamily, member 1a. The record is from RefSeq and is a predicted model, not a curated record. Gene Ontology annotation, molecular function: delayed rectifier potassium channel activity; protein binding. NCBI's taxonomy places the organism in Eukaryota, Metazoa, Chordata, Actinopteri, Cypriniformes, Leuciscidae. The transcript has 4 exons. Gene Ontology annotation, biological process: potassium ion transmembrane transport; protein homooligomerization. Bases 938 to 2764 code for a protein of 608 amino acids. Gene Ontology annotation, cellular component: neuronal cell body membrane; axon; dendrite membrane.
CACUCAGCAAUUGCGCAUGCGCGUCGGUGGGCUCUAGAGAAGGCUCAUGUUGUCUCUCCGCAGGAAUGACGAGUCUCGCUCCACUCUCAUCGACAGGCACGCGCGGAAAAGGAGACUGAACAUAGUCUAUUCAUAUGGUGAAAAUAAAUAGGAUACGACCAAUCACUUCCGAACAAACACCGGAGGACCUCGCCAAACUGGACAUAGUGGAGACAAAAGAGGAUUUUUAAAGGACCCCUCCUCUUCCACUUCAAACCUGACGUCUCCUGUGCAAGUAUAGCUUCACAUCCAGUGGCAAAACAUUUUCUAGAUGUGAUGUCUGUCGUGAUUGUCAACAAACGGCUUCUGGUCGUGGGCAUCUGGACAUGCUUUGAAGAAAACGACUGAUGUCAGAUCGAAAAACCGCUUAAAAUGUGACCGUUUCUGUGUAGCCUCGAUCCCUCCACUUUGUCGGAUUUGAGGAGUCUACAGGGAUUCAGGGCAGUGUAUGUGUUUCGUUUUGGAAAGAGGAAAGAAAGCGUGCGCCCUGGAGCUGUCCGUUCAGAACCACACACACACACACACACACACACACACACACACGCACGCACACUCUGCCACCAGCGGUGCACCACAAGCCAUCAGCCUCGCACCUCAUCUGGACCUGAUGGUGUGGAGCGCAGAUUUAUGACAUCCUCUGCAUGAAUUUGGUUUGUUUAACAUCUUUAUUUUCUCAUUUUCUCUUGGCAUCUGGAGACAAUCUCUUAUUCACCUGACAAGAACAUUAAACGCUCAUGCACCGAUUUCCUGCAGAUGAGUUGCCUUUGCGCACCUGUUUUUCUGCGUUUAUUCAUCCCAGUCUCCUUUUUCAGUUGCCUAUUAAUUGCGCACAUGUAUCCUCCGGGUCUUUCAGCGUUUUAAUUCCUGGCCCGGGCUCAAGAUAUGCCUAAAGGACGAGAUGGGCCAGGGCGACGAGAAAGACCGUGUUGUGAUUAACGUGGGAGGGAUUCGACACCAGACCUACCGCAGCACCCUGCGCACUCUCCCCGGCACUCGUUUAGCGUGGCUCGCCGAGCCUGAUGCCCACAGUCACUUUGACUAUGACGCCCAGAUCGACGAGUUUUUCUUUGACCGCCACCCCGGAGUUUUUGCACACAUUCUCAAUUAUUAUAGGACUGGAAAGUUGCAUUGCCCUGCUGAUGUUUGUGGCCCUCUUUAUGAGGAAGAGUUGGCCUUCUGGGGCAUCGAUGAGACAGAUGUGGAGCCUUGCUGCUGGAUGACGUACCGGCAGCACCGGGAGGCCGAAGAAGCGCUGGACAGUUUCGGUGGAGGGCCACCUGAAAUGGGGAACGAUGAUAUGGACACGGAAGUUUUGGGUGAUCCAGGAGAUGGAGACGAUGAACUUGAGAUGACUAAACGCCUUUCUCUCGGCGACUCGCCUGAUGCCAAAGCUGCAGGGUUUUGGCAACGUUGGCAGCGUCGUGUUUGGGCGCUCUUUGAAGAUCCGUAUUCUUCGAAAUAUGCAAGGUGGGUGGCAUUUGCCUCGCUUUUCUUCAUACUGGUGUCCAUAACUACAUUCUGCCUGGAGACACACGAGGCCUUCAACCCCAUCGUUAACCGCACAUUUUUUAACGCUCUCGACAACACCACCAAGUUUCACCUGGAGACAGAGACGGUGGUCUACCUAACCUACAUCGAGGGAGUGUGUGUGGUGUGGUUCACCUUUGAGUUCCUCAUGCGUGUCACCUUCUGUCCGGACAAAAAGAAAUUCAUCAAAAACACCCUAAACAUCAUAGACUUUGUGGCCAUCCUGCCAUUUUACCUGGAGGUGGGCCUGAGUGGGCUUUCUGGUUCAGAAGCAAAGGACGUUCUCGGUUUCCUCAGAGUGGUGCGAUUCGUUCGGAUCCUCCGAAUCUUCAAGCUGACGCGACACUUCGUGGGCCUGCGCGUACUGGGACACACUCUCCGCGCCAGCACCAAUGAGUUCCUCCUGCUUAUCAUCUUUCUUGCUCUUGGAGUGCUGAUCUUCGCCACCAUGAUCUACUACGCCGAGCGAAUCGGUGCCAAUCCCAAUGACCCGCGUGCCAGCGAGCACACCCACUUCAAAAACAUCCCAAUUGGCUUCUGGUGGGCAGUUGUGACUAUGACCACGUUGGGCUAUGGAGACAUGUAUCCUCAGACUUGGUCAGGCAUGUUGGUGGGUGCAUUGUGUGCUCUGGCGGGUGUACUAACCAUCGCCAUGCCUGUGCCUGUCAUUGUCAAUAACUUUGGGAUGUACUACUCUCUAGCCAUGGCUAAGCAGAAGCUACCAAAGAAAAAGAACAAGCAUAUUCCCCGUGCCCCCCAGCUGGGCUCACCUAACUACUGUAAGUCCACCAUGAACUCACCCCACCACAGUCCACAAAGUGACCAUUGUGCUCCCGCUGCCCAGGAGGAGAUUUUAGAAAUGAACAGAGCAGAUCCCAAAGUGAACGGUGAUGCAGCUAAAGCAGCGCUGGCCAAUGAGGAUUGUCCCCACAUAGACCAAACCCUUUCUCCUGAGGACGGUCAGAUCUUUAACCCAAGUGAGCCACGGGGAGAAACUCCUUGUUUUCUGCUGAACGUCGGCAGACGAUCUACAAACACGGGUACCCGAGUGAGGAAGGGUUAUCAAAAGUCCCGAAGCCUGGGCACCAUAACCAGCAAGGCCCGAACACUGGCCGAGGUAGUAUCGAUGCCCACCCGGUCCUGCGGCCCACCUGUUCUCUUGCGGAGGUCCCAUUCUCCAAUCCCCUCCAUUCUCUAAGAAAUGGAGCAGUGAUAAAGUUAGAGUUGCCUCCCUGGGUCUUCUUCCUGCUCUGCUGCUUUCUCUUCUGUGUUUGCUUUGGUCUGGAUUGUCUUGUUCUCUGGUCCUUGUCUUCUGGAGCUGUCUCCUCGUCUCCUCUUCUGUCCAAUUUGCUUGUUUCUUGUCUUUACAUAUACAGAAUCUUGACUCACACAAAGCCAUCAGAGAAAGAAAACUUCCAAAAGAUCUCAGGGAAAUUUUUAAGGAUUAGGGUUAGGACGAGAGUUUAUUAGACAUAAUAAAAGAACUGGGAUGAGGAAGGUAAACCUUUCUUUAUUUUUCCAGGGACCAUUAUAACUGGAAACUUCUGAUAGAAAGACUGCGAUCUAAUGAGGCAAAACCUCCCUUCAAAUGAUAUAUAUCGUGAUUUUUUUUAGAUUUACUAUGAAUAUUGAAAUCCUCUCCCGUCAGAGUAUAUUCUUGCAUAAAACCCUUUCUGACAUCUGGAAGACAAAACAAUCUAUGCUCUAUCGGUUUCUUUUUUGUUUAGUUUCCCCAUUUAACUUUUUACUGUACUUCCCCUUUGCUCUGGAGUCUUGCUCCCUUCUUUCUUUAUCACCUCUUUAAUGAGACCCCAGGUAGGAGGUAUCAGGACUCCCUUUUUCUCUCCUCCGCUGUCAACGGCAAAUGUCUCUACUUCCUUUGCAAUUCUUUCAUUCUCCCUGUGCAUUUCUGUCCAUCUCUCUUUCUCCAAACUUUUUAGCCCUGGGUUGCAAAAGCAACCCAAAUGAAUGUUUUUACCAUACAGAAAAAAGGAAGUCUUAUUUUCUCAGCCCAUUUCCUCAUUCUGUGAGCUGAAUGAAAACAAGGCCCAAUGGCUGGAUGACCCUGAGCAAUCCCAUCCUCCCCUGUAUUUUCUACUGCAGAUCCAUGCAAAGAGGACACUGCCCUAGUUAAGUAUAUGCAGUCAGAGGUGCUUAAAGUGACCUGAGAAGGCAGGAGCAUCUCAAACCUUCUCCAGCCUUGCUGGACUCCACAAUGGCCAGAGGGAUUUCAGGCUGGAAUCCAAAGGAGGGACGUAUAUGUAGAGGGAAAACGAGCACAAUAGAGGAUGCCAGUCGACGCAGUGGCAAACAUUUUUGAUUUAGAUUCCGACAGUGUGAGUGAUCUCAUGGACCAGGACUUUUAUAAGGAAGACCUUAAGGACCAUCAACUGCAGAGUGACACGAAUGGUUGGAUUUAAAGCCAGCAAAAUGAGUAUAUAAUCAUAAUACUAAUGAUAGUACCUGCAGUGACAGAUGUAGUGGACUCUUACCUGUUCAUUUUAGCAUGAGCUGCAUGGUGUUACAUUAAAAAAGAGGAAAAUAAUCAAUAUCUGUUAUGAAUAUCUGUAUAAAACAAAUAUUUUCUUUCAAGAGUUCUUGACUUUUGCAGAAUUGACAUGUAGCCAUGGAUAAUGAGAUUUUCAGAAACCAUGUUCUUUAUUUCAGCAACAGAUUUCUUUCAUGUUAUUCUGUCUUUGUUGCUAACCACAUGACUCAGCUCUGGUCACAUUGACCUCACAUUCUGAAUGAGACGCAGUGGUUACUGCCAUGAGAUGGAUUGUAAAUUCCACUAUUCAACAUUGUUUCUGUCUGGCAUGCUUGUGAUUCUGGAUCUUAUAGGGAAAAAACAAAAACUGAGCAAAAUGAGUUAUUUUUCUGUUUCAUGUCAUAAUUAUCAGUGAAUAGAUCCUGUGGAAAACUGUCGUGCGCAACUGUUUAUUUCACAUAUCAAGUGCAGACUUUUGACAGUGUUAUUUUUGGAGAAAAAACAUCAAAAAUAAGAAAAACGACAUCCUGUCGAGAUGUUUUACAUUUUCUCUCAUUACUUUUAGGUACUAAAACACAAAGAAAAGCAAAAAAGACAGAUGUAUAUUUACAUUAUAAGAGAAUUGUAUGCAAUUGAGAACUUUGGGGGAAAACAAAUGCAUGCACUGUUAUGCAACAAUAACUGCAUAGAAAAAAAAGAAAAACAUGA